This is a messenger RNA of Adineta steineri, 954 nucleotides long. NCBI's taxonomy places the organism in Eukaryota, Metazoa, Rotifera, Eurotatoria, Adinetida, Adinetidae. The record is from the annotation of a GenBank genome assembly.
AUGAACGACACAAGUAUGGAAGCAGUUGAAGUCAAACAAGAUAUUAUUCGUCAUGUUAAAUUUGGUAUAUUACUUAUAUUGGAAAUUCCAUCAGUUUUACUUACGCUCAUGAUCCUAAUAUUUUUUAUUGCUCAUCGAGCUGUUCUUCGUGUUCGACAAAAUCAAGGUUUAUUCCUGUUAAUCAUUGUUAACUUUAUUCAAGUUACAUUCGAUUUACCAAUGGUUAUUGAUUUUAAUCGUAUUGGUCGUGUUAAUCCAGCAACACCAGCAUAUUGUUCAUGGUGGACAUUUAUUGAAUAUACACUUAAUGGAGCUGGCGAGAUGUUAAUGGCAACAAUAUCUAUUCAACGGCAUAUUAUUGUUUUUCAAGCACAUGUAUUUAAUAAUCGUUGGUAUCGAUAUUUAUUUCAUCAUAUUCCACUUUUAUUUUGUAUUGUCUAUCCAGUAACUCUUUAUUUGAUCAUCAUUAUAUUUGCUCCAUGUGAUGGUACUCAAUGGGAUUAUACUUCAAAUGUAUGUGGUCUUAAAAAUUGUUAUAUGGUAUAUAAUCCACCCUUAGCUACAUUUGAUUGGGGAGUUAAUAAUGGCUUACCAAUUGUUGUUAUUACUAUAGCCAAUGUAGCACUUCUCAUUCGAGUUAUUAGACAAAAACUUCGUCGACAAGGAACUGUUUCAUGGAAAAAGCAAAGACGUAUGACAGUACAAUUACUUAGUAUAUCUCUUCUUUAUUUUAUCGCAUGGCUUCCUGGCAUUGUUGUUGCAGUUAUUCAACAACUAUUCAUACCGGGAUUCUUAGCCGAAAUUCAAGUAGAAUAUAUUUUCUAUCUGACAUAUAUGAUAUGUCUUUUUGUACCAUGGGUAUGUCUUGGUCUAUUUCCGGAGUUUAUUAAAUGGGUUUGGAGCGAUGUAUUACAUCGUACAACACCGAGUAAUGUCAUUAAACCAAGAAAAUAA